Clarias gariepinus (North African catfish) is the source of this 3775-nucleotide messenger RNA. RefSeq names its product calcium-activated chloride channel regulator 1-like. The transcript has 14 exons. Lineage: Eukaryota; Metazoa; Chordata; Actinopteri; Siluriformes; Clariidae. The record is from RefSeq and is a predicted model, not a curated record. The coding region runs from base 8 to 2674 and encodes 888 amino acids.
GGAACUCAUGUUUGCUGCAUUUUGUCUGUGUCUUAGUGCACUAAGACCUGCUACAGCUAUCAGACUGGAUGGAAAUGGGUACACUGACAUCCUUAUAGUCAUCAGCCCUGCUGUGCCAGAGAACGAAGAACUUCUUAAUCAAAUCAAGGAAAUGCUUAUCAAUGGAUCAGAAUAUCUGUUUAAAGCUUUAGACCACAAGGUGUUCUUCAAGGAGGUCAAAAUACUAGUACCACCAACCUGGAAAACAAGAAAGUAUGAGGCAGCAAAAACAGAAACCUUCAGCAAGGGCAGAAUAAGAAUUGACAUCCCACGCGCAGAAUUUGGUGAUGAGCCCUACACUUAUCAGACCGCGGGUUGUGGAAACGAAGCUGAAUACAUUCAUUUUACACCAAACUUCUUGUUAAACAACAGUUUUAUUAAACCAUAUGGACCUAGAGGAAAGGUUUUUCUGCAUGAAUGGGCUCACCUCAGAUGGGGGGUAUUUGAUGAAUAUAAUGUGAAACAGCCCUUUUACUGGUCUGAUGGUCAGAUUCAACAUACAAGCUGUACAAAUAAGAUUUCUGGCCAGUGGUAUGAAAUUGUUAAUCAAGAUAUUGAACCUUGCCAGUCUGGUGAAGAUGGCCUACCCACAUCUAGCUGUCAUUUCUUUCCAGAUGCAGUGCAAAAUACAAAUUCCUCCAUAAUGUACAAUCAGAAUAUAGAUACUACAACAGCAUUUUGUCAAGAAGAGGAACACAACAUCGAAGCACCCAAUGAGCAGAAUAAAAAGUGUGGAAAAGCCAUACGAACUGUAAUCUUUCAAGACUCGGUAGAUAAAGAUGUCCUUCACAAUCUAAAGCCUCUUCAAUCUGCACCACCAGCACCAACAUUUAAAGUGAUACAGAGAGGAUCUCGGGUUGUCUGUCUCGUCCUUGAUGUCUCAGGAAGCAUGCAAGGUGCAAGAAUAAAACAACAACAUCAAGCUGGUACGCUUUUCUUGCGCGAGAUCAUAGAUGAAGAACAGUUUGUGGCUCUUGUGACUUUUAGUAGUGACGCUCAAAUACUAAGUCCUUUGACUUUAAUAAAUGGACAGGCUUCAAGAGACAGUCUAGUUACCAAGUUGCCAAAAACUGCAGCUGGAGGUACACAAAUCUGUAAGGGACUCAGAAAAGGCUUGGAGGCUCUUAAAAGCGAUGAUGGUAAAACAAUAGGAGAUGAAAUUAUUUUUCUGACGGACGGGGAAGCAGGUGAUAAUGUUCAGGAUUGUUUCCUGGAAGCUGUUCAAAGUGGUGCAAUCAUUCACACUAUAGCAUUUGGCCCAAGUGCAGACAAUGUACUGAAAACCAUGGCAGAUCAAACAGGUGGAAUCUUUAAAAUAGCCAAAGACUCUCUACUUUCCAACCAGCUUGUGGAUGCCUUUUCCUCAAUUACAGUGUUUGAUGGAAAUCCCAACACACAGCCCUUACAGCUUGAAAGCACUGGAAAGCUUGUUACAGAUUGGUUUAAUGGAACAGUUCCCAUUGACCGGACUGCAGGAAAACACACCACUUUUACAUUGAUUUAUGAAAAAAGUGCACCUACUGUGUAUAUACAGUCACCAAGUGGUUUGGCUUAUGACCAGAGAAACACCACUGACACUGCUAACACAAUCACUUUAACUGUUCCAGGAAUUGCAGAGCCAGGAGAUUGGAAAUACAGCUUCCUCAACAGAGAAACAGCUGCUCAGCAGAUGAGUUUAACAGUAAUGAGUCGAGCAGCUCGUGAAGAUGUUCCCCCAGUCACAGUUACAGUUAAAAUGACCAAGCAGAAGAGUGAUGUCUCCAAACCUACCGUUGUGUGGGCCGAGGUCAGGCAGAAUUACAAUCCUGUGUUGGGGGCCAGAGUUUGGACGACCAUGGAGUCAGAUACAGGGCACUCAGAAAAACUGGAGCUCUUUGAUAAUGGAGCAGGUGCUGAUGCUUUCAAAGAUGAUGGUAUCUACUCCAGAUAUCCUACAAAAUUAAAAAAGGGAAAAUACAGUCUAAAAGUGCGAGUGGAAAAUCAAGAUGGACAAGUCCUGUAUUCAGUACACAGACACAGUGGUUCUCUGUAUGUCCCUGGAUAUGUUGUUAAUGGUAAAGUGGUAUUAAACCCUCCUAAACCCCCAGUAAAUGUGCAGAGAGAGAACAUUGGCAGAUUUACCAGAACACAAACUGGGGAGAGUUUUGUGGUGGAAGCUGAGGAACUUUCAAACUUCCCUCCAAGCAAGAUCACAGAUCUGAUAGCAGAAAUUCAGGAGGACACUGUGUUUCUUAACUGGACGGCUCCUGGUGAGGAUUAUGAUCAGGGAACAGCUCAUUCCUAUGAAAUCAGAUGGAGUGAAGAUUUCAAGAUGCUUCGAUACAACUUCAGCAGCAGUAAUUUAGUUAACACUUCAGAACUUCUGCCCCAAGAAUCAGGCUCGGCUGAACAACACUUUUUCCAGCCUUAUAUUAGAAUUGAAAAUGGCACCACACUUUUCUUUGCUGUUCAAUCAAUAGACCAACAGUUAGCAAAAUCUGAGGUAUCAAACAUUGCUCAGGCAACAAAGUACGUCCCAAAUCCAGCCCCAUCAUCAUCCAAUAAAGCAACUGCUGUCAUUGUAUCAGUCUUUGUUGUAACCCUUGUGGCAUGUGUGAUAGCUGUGGUGAUCAUGUGGGCACAGAAACGAAAGUAAAAUUGAUAUUAAUUAUCUGUCAUUUUCCUGUUUUCCUGUUUAUGUUGCUGAUGUAACUGAUUAAAUCUUAAAUAACAAAUUUAUUGUUCAGAAAUUCACAAAUAUAUUGUACAAUUAUAAAAACUGUAAAAUCAAAUCAAGCAGUCUAAAAAACCAUAAAUCCAUAUAACCAAAAAUUUUAGAAAAGAAAUUGUUAUAAAAUCAGAAAAUAUCAGAAAUAUAUAUUUAUAUAUAUUGUAAACUUAUAAUUGUUGUUUUUGUUGUUGUUGCUGGUGAAUGACAAAAUAUAAAGUGUGGAUAAGAGUUGAAGUGGAGUUUAAUAGCCUAUGUUUACAUUAUAAGCCACAUUUUUGGUCAGAUCAGACUUGCAUGUUAUUAUGGUUCACAUUUGUACAAGUGUCUUUUAUCGAAUUCUUAUGUGGGCACAUCUGAAAUAGCACAUAUGCACACAUUCAAACAUUUUUGCUUGCAUUAUCUGUGUUAAACCUUUGGGGUCUGAGAGUUUUCUAAAGACUUGUGGACUGUGGAGCAGACAGAGACAGAGUCCUCUUGUGUCCAUACACUUAAGUAUACUGUAGGUCUUUGAUAACAUUGGUAAGAGUCAUAUAAAAGUCAUUGUGCAGAAGGAAAGGUAUUCUUUCCUGCGUACAGCAAAAUCCACUGUGUAUCUGUUAAUACAGUCUACAAGAAAAAACUAUUUGUAUCCAUACUGUACUUUGUUGGUUUUGCAUUCAUGCACUAUUUCAGUUCUGUCUUUGCCUUGCUUGUUGCCAUCUUUUCAUAAAAGUUUCUUUAAGGAUGGUACAAGGCUUUGGAUGCAUGCUGGAUUGCAGUCAUGAGAGAGGCUGAAUAACAAAUUUAUAAAAUGUUAAAUCUAGGUUUCAACGUAAUAGUACACUGUAAAAAACUUCUUGCUACUCCAACUAAAAAAUUUCUAGUGACCUGUUGCACCUAAAAUUUUUAGUUGGCUCAAUUUAAGUUGUGUAAACUAUUUUGUUUUUGUUGUGCUGAACCUCUAAAUGUACACACAAAUUGAAAUAAAACAUUCUGUCAAUUAAAUGUUCUAUGCUGAAUAAACAUGCCUAGUUAGGCCAACAAGCA